CAGAACGUAAACGAGAAAUCGCUCGGUCUUCGCUGCUCCAAGCCGCUUGGUGGCCAGGACACGGCCCCGUCCGCCUGGUUCCCUCCUGCCCCCCUUGCCUUUCUCACCUCCUCCUCCUGCUCCCCUCUCGCCGCUUCUUCCUCCGCUCCUGGACUUUUUUGACUGCAUGUUCAGCCACACCGCCUCCCUGAUCAUCUUCACUCUGGCCCCGCCGCAGCCUCGGCGAGCAUGGACAGCCGGGUUCUCGAGCAUCCUCACGCCCAGUUCGGCGGCUCCUUGGGCGGGCUGGUGGGCUUCCCAUACCCGCUCGGUCCCCAUCACCACCAUCACCACCACCAGCACGUCUACGAGCUCACCAACGGACACCAGCUGCAGUCUGCGGCCGCCGUGCCCUUCUCUAUAGACGGAUUACUGAACGGCUCCUGCUCGGCCUCGGUGGUCACCUCCAACCCGCUGCUCUCAUCCGACAGCCCGCAGUUCAAACUCUCAGAUUCUGGAGACCCGGAUAAGGACAGCCCGGGUUGCAAACGCAGGAGAACCAGGACGAAUUUCACAGGGUGGCAGCUGGAGGAGCUCGAGAAGGCUUUUAACGAGAGUCACUAUCCGGAUGUGUUCAUGCGGGAGGCGCUUGCGCUCAGGCUGGACCUCGUGGAGUCCAGGGUUCAGGUGUGGUUCCAAAACAGACGAGCCAAAUGGAGGAAAAAGGAGAACACAAAGAAGGGACCAGGGCGGCCUGCUCACAACUCCCAUCCGACCACGUGCAGCGGGGAGCCCAUGGACCCAGAGGAAAUCGCACGAAGGGAACGCGAGCGAGCCGAGAAAAAGAAACGGAAACAGGAAAGGAAGCUGCUGAAGUCCCAGAACAAACUUCUCGCAGGUGAAAGCUUCCACACCCCCGGAGGCUCAGAGAGCGACAGCGGGGUCUCGCAGUUCACCGACAGCGAGCAGCAGCCUUCCAGCCUCAACGCGAGCAUUCACAUCGACCUGCCUGUGACCAAGGUUGCAGGAGGACUCCAAACUGAAUCCAGCUGCGACCAAACACGACAUGACUUCAGUCAGCUACAGACCCAUCCAAACCAAAGAACUGCAGGAGAACCAGAACAGGUUUCUCCAGGCAGCAUGCACAGUUCCAGUCCUGGAGGUCUGAGGUCCUCUGCCCUGCAGAAACGUAACCCCUUCAGCGUGGAGAGCCUCCUUUCAGAUACAAUACCACGACGGAAAUCUCCGCUGGACUUUUCCUCGCUGCCCAAUCAGAGAACUUUGGUGGGUAAGGGUCACUUCUUGCUUUACCCUAUCACCCACCAGCCUUUGGGCUUUCUAGUGCCCCAAACUGCCCUGAAGGCCUCGCCGUGUCAGGACGGCAGCAACAGACUCAGCCUGGGACAGAGGUGUAUGUCAAGUGAAGGGAGCCCGGCUCCCUCUGACCUCUCCAGCUUUGGCAGCAUCACUACCUGUUUGAACUCAGACCACAUGGAGCCUAACACGCAGCAUCACAACAAUCACCUUAGCAGCAGAGUGGAAGGAAAUGAGAUGGAGGAAGGUGGUGGAGACAGCAUUUCACCCCCUUCUUCUCAUCCUCCUCCAAGCAGCGCGGCUCCCGCAGCUUUGGUCCCGAGCUGCACACAGGCCAGCGACACAGGCGAGGACAGGCCUCUGAAAGUUCCAACAGAGGCAGCAACAAACGACCUCCAUGCUGCAGAAGAAAAGGAUGCAAGAGAGGAGCGAGCAUCUCCAGACCUCUCUGAGUGUCUCCAGGCAAACGCAGACUGUGGAGAAACACCCGGAACAGACGGAGAGGAUGUCGAUAUGGACUAACACUUUGGAGGAGCAAACACAAACAAAGGACCAGGAACAACGCUCACAAACAUUCCCAAAGCUCUGCUCAGACACUCUGAAACAUAUCAGGAAUCAGGAGUCUUAACCCUCAUUUAUUUUUUAAAUCAUGGCCUCUAAGCUGUGGCUUGCCCCCCCCCCCCCCCCCCCCCCCAAGGUCUUGAAACCUGUGAUCCCCUUUUUGAAGCAGUUUUUUUCUCCUUUUCCUUAUUAUUGUUUUUUGUGAACAACUUGUAACAAAAAUAGGAUUCAAUAAAAAGAAAUGGCAACAAAAAUCCUCAGAUAUUGUAAAAAUGAGAAAAUGCUAUUUAUAUGUAAACAUUUUGAUAAAUAAAAGUUUUAAUUGAACUGUU
This is a messenger RNA of Nothobranchius furzeri (turquoise killifish), 2186 nucleotides long. Its product is annotated as homeobox protein unc-4 homolog. Gene Ontology annotation, biological process: regulation of DNA-templated transcription. NCBI's taxonomy places the organism in Eukaryota, Metazoa, Chordata, Actinopteri, Cyprinodontiformes, Nothobranchiidae. The record is from RefSeq and is a predicted model, not a curated record. Gene Ontology annotation, molecular function: DNA-binding transcription factor activity, RNA polymerase II-specific; sequence-specific double-stranded DNA binding.